AAUAAAAUUCAAAUGUAAACUUUCCAAAAAAAUAUAAAGUGUCUUUAACAUAAUUUUAUAGUUACUAAGAUGUAGAUGCCAUUAUAAAUAUAAAAUAGAAAAGAGACAUUUUUAUAAUUCCACUUAGAUUUACAAAUCAUUGCAUAAUGGGUACCAGACAACCUAGAAGAACCUCGCCGAGCAACUGGCAAAGUAUAGUAAAAGAUGAAUACAUUCCACUGAAAGUCGGUUCUAUAGAUGCAACAGACACUCAGCCACAUGACAGAGCAAUAAUCAGAGCUGAAACUUCAGAGUAUUAUCCGAAUAAAAAAGUUACCGGUGAGGCCAGGAAGACUAUAUUUAUAGGCAGAUUGAAUCCACAUAGCACAGAAAAUACGCUUAUGAGAUUUUUCUCAGAGUUUGGCAGGAUCAGAAAGUGUCGUGUAGUUCGUGAUAUUGUUACAGGAUUUUCAAAGAGGUAUGCUUUCAUAGAAUAUGAGCAUUCUGCUGACGCCUUAAAAGCAAGUGAGAGAGCUGAUGGAAUGAUUAUUGAUAAGGAGAAGAUAUUUGUAGACAUGGAAUGUGAACGAACUUUGAAAGGAUGGAAACCUCGUCGCUUAGGAGGAGGAUUUGGAGGACAAAAAGAAUCAGGUAAACCAGAGGAAGCACCUAAAUUAAAAGAAGCACCUAAAUUAAAAGAAGCACCUAAAUCAAAUGAAGCACCUAAAUCAGAUGAAGCACACAUUAUAGAGUUCGUGGAUGAACUGGUUUAUGUACUGGAUUCUUCAGAAUCUGAAGACAAUGCAUCUGAAACUCAAUCUCAAUCAUGUGGUUCACCUCAAGUUCCGGAUCAUACAUAUGAAAAUGUGACAAUCAACAAAAAGCCCAGACAACCACGUGCACGAACAGUUCUACAAACUUUAGGAAUUGGCAAAAUAGAAUACUUGACGAAAAGGGAAUUGAAAAUGUAUAACAUGAUCAAAGAUCAUGAAAAAACAAUUAAUGAGUUAAAACGACAAAAACUUACACUUGGAAAGCAGUUAUAUAGAGCAAAAGCAAUGAUUGCAAAUUUAAAAGUUUUGAAUAAAAUGAAUUUGAAACUUAGCUAAGAAUAGAAAUUAUAUAUUCCUUGAAAUUCUGUUUUGAAAUGAAAGAUUGGUUUAUAAUAUGCGAGGUGU
Ctenocephalides felis (cat flea) is the source of this 1157-nucleotide messenger RNA. RefSeq names its product U11/U12 small nuclear ribonucleoprotein 35 kDa protein-like. The record is from RefSeq and is a predicted model, not a curated record. Gene Ontology annotation, cellular component: precatalytic spliceosome; U12-type spliceosomal complex. The transcript is spliced from 8 exons. Bases 147 to 1088 code for a protein of 313 amino acids. Gene Ontology annotation, molecular function: mRNA binding; snRNA binding. Gene Ontology annotation, biological process: mRNA splicing, via spliceosome. Lineage: Eukaryota; Metazoa; Arthropoda; Insecta; Siphonaptera; Pulicidae.